CGGCAGUGAAAUAUGCGCUCAACUCCUGGUUUUAAGCUAAGUCUGCCUCAGUUUUCUCUGAGCUGGGAGAACAAAGGAUGGAGCAUCCACAUACUGGAGAGGACUUCUUCCACGAGCACCGAACCCUCUCUAAGUCGGCAGCUGCUGGAGCCAGAGCCGGUGCCACUCUCCAAGGAAGCUGACAGCUGGGAAAUUAUAGAAGGACUGAAAAUAGGCCAAACCAAUGUCCAGAGACCAGACAAACAUGAGGGUUUUAUGCUAAAGAAGAGAAAAUGGCCUUUAAAAGGCUGGCACAAGCGUUUUUUUGUCCUGGAUAAUGGAAUGUUAAAGUAUUCAAAGGCACCACUUGAUAUCCAGAAAGGGAAGGUCCAUGGAAGCAUCGAUGUGGGACUCUCUGUCAUGUCAAUUAAAAAGAAAGCUCGGAGAAUAGACCUUGAUACCGAAGAACACAUCUAUCAUUUGAAGGUGAAAUCCCAGGACUGGUUUGAUGCAUGGGUCUCCAAACUGCGCCAUCAUCGGUUGUAUCGGCAGAAUGAAAUUGUGAGAUCCCCACGAGAUGCUAGUUUUCACAUAUUUCCUUCAACCUCCACAGCUGAAUCCUCACCAGCUGCUAAUGUUUCAGUUGUGGAUGGAAAGGUGCAGCCAAACAGCUUUCCAUGGCAGUCCCCUCUGCCCUGUAGCAGCAGCCUCCCUGCAACCUGCACGACCGGCCAGAGCAAGGUGGCAGCCUGGCUCCAGGACUCGGAAGAGAUGGACAGGUGUGCGGAAGACCUUGCACACUGCCAGUCAAACCUUGUGGAACUUAGCAAACUCCUGCAAAAUUUGGAAAUACUUCAGAGAACUCAGUCAGCACCUAACUUUACUGACAUGCAGGCUAACUGUGUAGAUAUUUCAAAGAAAGACAAGCGGGUCACAAGACGAUGGAGAACAAAAAGUGUCAGCAAAGAUACAAAAAUACAACUGCAGGAAGGGCCAUCUGCGAAGGGCCAGUUCAGCACAACUCGGCGCCGGCAGAGGCUAGCAGCAGCAGUGGCCACAACAGUUCCUUUCAGUGCCACCAUGUCCCCCGUUCGCUUGCAUUCCUCCAACCCCAACCUUUGUGCAGAUAUUGAAUUUCAGACUCCCCCUAGCCACCUCACAGACCCUCUGGAAAGUUCAACGGAUUAUACAAAGCUUCAAGAAGAAUUUUGUCUAAUUGCACAGAAAGUGCAUUCUCUUUUGAAGUCUGCGUUUAACAGCAUAGCUAUAGAGAAGGAGAAGCUUAAGCAGAUGGUUUCUGAACAGGAUCACAAUAAAGGCCACAGCACGCAGAUGGCACGGCUCCGACAGUCACUGUCUCAGGCACUCAACCAGAAUGCUGAACUAAGGAGCCGGUUGAACAGAAUACAUUCAGAAUCUAUUAUUUGUGAUCAGGUUGUUAGUGUAAAUAUUAUUCCUAGCCCUGAUGAGGCUGGUGAGCAAAUCCAUGUCAGUCUACCCUUGUCACAGCAAGUAGCCAAUGAGAGCCGCCUCUCCAUGUCAGAAUCUGUUUCUGAGUUCUUCGAUGCCCAAGAAGUGCUCCUCUCUGCAAGCUCAUCAGAGAAUGAGGCUUCAGAUGAUGAGUCUUACAUCAGUGAUGUGAGCGAUAAUAUAUCUGAAGACAAUACCAGUGUUGCAGACAACAUCUCUCGGCAAAUCUUGAACGGGGAGCUCACGGGAGGAGCCUUCCGCAACGGACGUCGAACAUGCCUGCCAGCUCCCUGUCCCGACACCAGUAACAUUAACCUGUGGAAUAUAUUGAGGAACAACAUCGGUAAAGACCUGUCUAAAGUCUCCAUGCCUGUGGAGCUAAAUGAACCACUUAACACUCUGCAGCAUCUCUGCGAGGAGAUGGAAUACAGUGAGCUCCUGGACAAGGCUUCGGAGACUGACAGUCCCUACGAGCGCAUGGUUCUUAUUGCUGCAUUUGCAGUUUCAGGAUAUUGCUCCACCUAUUUCAGAGCAGGAAGUAAGCCAUUCAACCCUGUCCUUGGGGAGACUUAUGAAUGCAUUAGAGAGGACAAAGGAUUCCGAUUUUUCUCAGAACAAGUUAGCCAUCAUCCACCCAUUUCUGCCUGUCACUGUGAAUCCAAGAAUUUUGUGUUUUGGCAAGAUAUCAGAUGGAAAAACAAGUUCUGGGGCAAGUCAAUGGAAAUCUUGCCUGUGGGAACCCUGAAUGUCAUGCUUCCAAAGUAUGGAGAUUGCUAUGUGUGGAAUAAGGUCACCACGUGCAUACACAACAUCCUAAGUGGGAGGAGAUGGAUAGAGCAUUAUGGAGAAGUAACCGUUAGAAAUACCAAAAGCAGUGUUUGCAUUUGCAAACUCACAUUUGUCAAGGUGAAUUACUGGAAUUCUAACGUGAAUGAAGUCCAGGGGGUUGUGAUGGAUCAGGAGGGGAAGGUGGUGCACCGGCUGUUUGGGAAAUGGCACGAAGGGCUGUACUGUGGUGUGGCCCCUUCUGCUAAGUGCAUCUGGAGACCAGGUUCCAUGCCCACCAACUAUGAGCUCUACUAUGGCUUCACAAGGUUUGCUAUUGAGCUCAACGAGUUAGAUCCUGUGCUAAAAGACCUCCUUCCUCCAACAGAUGCCCGAUUCCGGCCAGAUCAGAGCUGCCCUGUCCUGGCUGGCCUGGAGCGGAACUGCAGUCCUGCUGUUCAGAUGUUGAAGGUGCCUUCACUGGGCCUGGACCCUGCAGAGGCUCCUCCAGCUACUGAGGCUGAUCCCUUCCCCAUCAGUGAAGCAGAGAAAAUUCCUUUUGUGUAUUUUCACAGAAAAGUGAUUGAUGCCAAUCAAAGAGAAGCCUGGGUUUCUAACGACACCUACUGGGAGCUGCGAAAGGACCCUGGGUUUAGCAAAGUAGAUAGCCCUGUUCUCUGGUAAACUGGAAACGUAGAGCUAGCCGACAUAUCACGCUCUGAAUGAAUAAAUAACUAUGCACAAUUAUGUUUCUUA
Odocoileus virginianus texanus is the source of this 2970-nucleotide messenger RNA. Lineage: Eukaryota; Metazoa; Chordata; Mammalia; Artiodactyla; Cervidae. The record is from RefSeq and is a predicted model, not a curated record.